Durio zibethinus is the source of this 2108-nucleotide messenger RNA. RefSeq lists its product as uncharacterized. Gene Ontology annotation, cellular component: NuA4 histone acetyltransferase complex. Gene Ontology annotation, biological process: regulation of transcription by RNA polymerase II. The record is from RefSeq and is a predicted model, not a curated record. Lineage: Eukaryota; Viridiplantae; Streptophyta; Magnoliopsida; Malvales; Malvaceae.
CCUUUUUUUUUUCCCUUCUUUAACCUCGAACAAGAAAAAAGCACAAAAUAUCAAACCCUAGAUUGCGCCAUUCACUUGCCAAUUCCAUCUAAAGAAAUCCCUAAUCCCCAAACUCUUCUUCUCAACUCCAAGAAACUGUUCAGUAUUCUCUUUUACUACAAAGAAUCCCGGCUCAGCGAUAACCAAACCCUAGAAAUCUCCCGCUUCUCUUCCCCCUAACGCCUCGCCAAUUUUGUUGGUUUCGAUGUGGGAUUAGUGUAUUGAUUGAGAGAGCUUGAGGGGAAAGAAAAGAAAAGGAAGAAAGAAAGAAAGAAUGAGUAGGCUAUCGUUUAGGCCACGCCCAUUAGACAUACACAAGAAGCUACCGAUUGUUAAGUCAUUUAAAGACUUCGAAGACGAUGAGACUCCUACUUCAGCUACUCGUAACGCUCAAAUGCUCCGCCUUGCUGCUGCCGAGGUUGAUACCGAGGUGCAACCUAUCCCUACCAAGAAACUUGCUCCUGAAAUACCUACUCCUCAGUUUGUUGUUGUGGAUACGUAUGAAAGAGAUUAUUCCCGCACGUUCUUUCAACCCACGUCCUAUUUACGAGCGAGGGGAGCCCGGGCUGAGAUUGGAGAGUUUGUUGAGUACGAUCUAGAUAAUGAGGAUGAAGAUUGGCUUCAAGAGUACAACAAAGAUAAGAAGAUUCUUGCACCUGAAAAGUUGGAGAGUCUUCUUUUUAAGUUGGAGGUGUUGGAUCAUAAAGCUCGGGAAAGAGCAGGAGUUAUAACACCUACUCUUGUUUCAAAAAUUCCUGUGCUUUUGACAAUGGAUGCUGCUAUUGAGGCUUUGCAAUCUCAAUCCAUCAAAUAUGGAGUCUUUCAGUCGGUUUAUAACUAUUGGAAAGAAAAGCGUGAACGGUGGCAAAAGCCUAUUUUACGGCGUUUGCAGCCUCCUCCACCAGUUAAUGAUAAUAAUCCCUACAAUGUCUUUAGGCCAAGGGAGAAAGCUCACAGACUUCACACGCGAAGGAUGCAAAGGAGAGAAAACAAUGUGCAGUCAUUUGAAAAGCUUCGCCAGGUGAGACGCAACCUAGACCAAGCCAAGACCUUACUUGAGGCUUUGAUUAAGAGAGAAGAGAAGAAGAGAGAUGUUAUGGAAUGUGAAGUUAGGCUUCAGAGGAUCCAGAUGAAGUACAAGCACGAAACUGAGCUCCUUGAAGAUAUUAUGCUUCCUGGAUUUCCACCAAUAUCUAGCAAGUUUGUUUCAAUUGAAGAUGAGUUUAUGGACUCAGAUGACCUUGCAAACAGUCGUCCACGUACAAGACCUGCUGCAGUUCAGAAUCCACCUCUAACAGAUUCUAAUGUAGCCAUGGCUCCUUCUGGAACCGUUAAGCAAGAGUUCCGGCGGCGACAUAUGCCACAUGGAUGGCUCCAUAAACUGGAUCCUCUUGAGCCAGUUUUGUUAUUCACAAAACCUCUAGUUCCGGAUAAGCUGGCAGCUGCAGGCAUUGUACCUCCAUCUGAUUCUUCAACAAAAAAUGGUGCUUCUGCACCGCCGUAUAAAUUUCAUGGAAGAAUGGGCCGUGGAGGCCGAAUAGUAUUUGAUAGAUGGAAUCCUCUGAUGCAUACUCCAAUCGAUUGCGGUAACUCUUUUUACAUACCGCCCAAGCCCCGGCCUUCAACAUAUGACUAAUUUGGUUAGUUUUGUUUUGUUCCGCCAUUGUAAAGAACUUACAAUUGAUAUUUAUUGAAAUGAUAUAUGUGGUGGGACUGAGCAAGAUCGGUAGUGAAUGUUUUUUGGGCCCUGCCUAGUGUGUUUUCCACAGCUGCAGUGGCUAUACAUAUAUGUAUCCAUUUUUUUUUUGGCCUAAAUCUCGUUUUGCAUAUAUGUUUUGGUGGGAAGGAAAACUUUUUUUAUCCAUCGGCUAGGUUAAUGUUAUGCCACUUCCUUUCCUCAUUUUGCUGCCUACCUAUGGAAUAAACCUUAGAAAAUGUAAAUUUACAAUUAACAAUUGUUGUUAGGUUUUUUUUUUUAUUUACUUUUAUUGGAACAUUUUAAUGGUUUUAAUUAGGUUAAUGUUACAAAUAGUCUUUAAAUUAUAGUAAAUGUUUAAUGUGAUAGUUGA